AUGGAUUUCUUUUCCAUAAGAAGUCGAGACAAGAUAGCUUUCCCUAGCUCCGAGCCCCUUCUGGGCCUUCGUAGCAGCUGCACCAGGCACCAUUACCAUGUUGUCAAAAGAAAGCUGCGUCCUGGACGAAUUCUGGGUUUCCUCAUCAGUAUGGUGGCGGUCUGCACAAUCUGUUCAUGGAGUGUCUUGUCGCUGGUCACAACUGUGGCCAAGGAGCUGGAAUCAUCUGCCGAGGGCUCAGCAGAGGCGGCAGUGCCCCAAAGAACUCUUCUGCAGUACCACAACCAUACAGCCGCGCCAGAGGACACACCAGUGGCCAUGCGAUCGUCGGAAGAAAUACAUCAUGGGGACUACCCAACGGACUACUUCAGCGUGGAGGACAGACGUCAGGGCUAUGUGGUUUUUCAUAUGUUUGGCAUGUUGUACAUGUUCAUAGCCUUAGCCAUUGUCUGCGAUGAGUUCUUUGUUCCUGCACUAACUGUCAUCACAGAGAAGUUGCAGAUUUCUGAUGAUGUAGCAGGAGCCACCUUCAUGGCGGCAGGUGGCUCAGCUCCAGAGCUCUUUACUUCUGUCAUAGGAGUCUUUGUUUCCCACAGUAACGUGGGUAUUGGUACCAUCGUGGGCUCCGCCGUCUUCAACAUCCUGUUUGUGAUUGGGAUGUGCGCCCUAUUCUCCAAAGAGGUGCUGAACCUCACCUGGUGGCCUCUGUUCAGAGACGUCUCGUUCUAUAUCAUUGGCUUGCUCAUGCUCAUAUAUUUCUUUCUGGAUAAUCAAAUCACAUUGGGGGAAAGCGUCAGCCUGCUGAUGUGCUACACCUGCUACGUGACAUUCAUGAAGUUCAAUGCCAAAGUAGAACUUGUUAUCAAGACCUGCUUGGGCAGCAACCUGGUGGACGAGCUGGAGACUGCACCAAAGGUGAAUGCACUUGGAGAUGAUGAGAACAAGCUGACGGCUAAACCCAGGCUUCAGAGGGAGGGCAGCUGUGCAUCUCUACACAACUCACUGAUGAGAAACAGUAUCUUUCAGCUCAUGAUACACACACUCGACCCUCUCAGUGACGAAGGUAUGGGACGUUUCAAAGAGAAGGCAUCGAUCCUUCACAAAAUGGCCAAGCAGAAGUGUAAAGAAGAAGCUGCCACUGCCAACGGUGUAGGAGUCCUCUCCCAGACACAACCGCCAAGAAAUGCAAAUUCGGACAAAGACAUCCCCAACAGUUCAAAUGUUGCAGUGGAAGUCACGCCGCCCAUGAACGGUGUUGCAGGAGGAGAUGAGGGUGGUGAGGAAGAUGAGGAUGAAGACCAGCCUCUGAGCCUGGCCUGGCCCGAAACCAACAGGAAACGUCUCAUCUACCUCAUCAUCCUGCCCAUCGUCUUACCACUGUGGCUCACACUGCCCGACGUCAGGAGAGAGAGCUCAUCUAAAUUCUUCCCUGUCACUUUCAUCGGCGCCAUUAGCUGGAUUGCUUUCUUCUCCUACCUGAUGGUGUGGUGGGCUCACCAGGUUGGAGAAACGUUCUGGAUUACGGAGGAGAUAAUGGGUCUGACCAUAUUAGCAGCCGGCACUUCAAUCCCAGACCUGAUCACCAGUGUGAUUGUAGCACGAAAAGGCCUUGGUGACAUGGCCGUGUCCAGCUCUGUGGGCUCUAACAUCUUCGAUAUCACUGUGGGUUUGCCGUUCCCCUGGCUCGUCUACAACAUCCUCAAUGACUUCAAGCCGAUCGAGGUGAGCAGCAACGGACUGUUCUGUGCCAUCGUCCUCCUCUUCCUCAUGCUUCUCUUCGUAAUCAUCUCCAUCGCGUCUUGCAAUUGGAGAAUGAGCAAGUCUCUGGGCCUUCUCAUGUUCCUGCUCUACUUCGUCUUCCUCAUCUUCAGCGUCAUGCUGGAGGACAAAGUCAUCACCUGCCCCAUCAGUGUCUGA
This is a messenger RNA of Cottoperca gobio, 1917 nucleotides long. It is a transcript of the gene slc24a2b, whose product is annotated as solute carrier family 24 member 2. Gene Ontology annotation, molecular function: calcium channel activity; calcium, potassium:sodium antiporter activity. The transcript is spliced from 10 exons. Gene Ontology annotation, biological process: intracellular calcium ion homeostasis; long-term synaptic depression; long-term synaptic potentiation. Gene Ontology annotation, cellular component: plasma membrane. The record is from RefSeq and is a predicted model, not a curated record. NCBI's taxonomy places the organism in Eukaryota, Metazoa, Chordata, Actinopteri, Perciformes, Bovichtidae. Bases 1 to 1917 code for a protein of 638 amino acids.